Ooceraea biroi (clonal raider ant) is the source of this 2328-nucleotide messenger RNA. RefSeq names its product nuclear pore complex protein Nup44A (gene Nup44A). Gene Ontology annotation, cellular component: nuclear pore outer ring; Seh1-associated complex. Gene Ontology annotation, biological process: cellular response to amino acid starvation; positive regulation of TORC1 signaling. The record is from RefSeq and is a predicted model, not a curated record. Lineage: Eukaryota; Metazoa; Arthropoda; Insecta; Hymenoptera; Formicidae. Gene Ontology annotation, molecular function: protein binding; structural molecule activity.
CGAGCCUCCACCGUCUUCGAGUAAUAGUACGACUCAAUGGCAGGUUAACCGUUGUUACCCUCUUUUUAGCACGAUGCAUUCCAUUAGCUCACCGAUUGCAUUUUAUCAGGCAAUCUUCUUACCUCGUUCCACUCUAUUUUGAAAGAGCACGUUGCAGAUCUUCUUACGUGUCUUGUAUCACUUUCUGUACGGAAAACGAUCGAGCAUUAAAAAGAAAAAGAUAGAGCGAGGGAAAGAGAGAGAGAGAGAGGGUGAGAGAGGGUACAGAAAGUGCAGCUGACAAGAGCGUAUCCCAAUCCAAUCAUAACCUCAACCGUGUAGCGUGUUUAGUAAACAACUCUGCACGCCAGUGAUAUUACUGACAAUUUAUUUCGUUCACGAUGUUCGAGGCGCACAGUAUCAAUGCGGAGCACAAAGAUCUCAUACACGACAUCGCCUACGAUUACUAUGGGGAGCGAAUGGCAACGUGUUCCAGUGAUCAAUUUGUUAAGGUUUGGGACGAGGACGAACACGGGAACUGGCACUUAACCGCGUCGUGGAAGGCUCACAGCGGUUCGGUGUGGAAAGUCACUUGGGCACACCCGGAAUUCGGCCAGGUUCUCGCUACGUGCUCCUUCGAUCGCACUGCUGCUGUUUGGGAAGAGAUCGUUGGUGAAGGUUCCGGCCCAGAGGCUCGUGGCAGCAAGCAUUGGAUCAAGAGAACGAACCUCGUCGACUCACGUACUUCCGUCACGGACGUAAAGUUCGCACCAAAGACUCUAGGCCUGCUGUUGGCCACCUGUAGCGCCGAUGGAUUUAUUCGAAUAUACGAGGCACCGGACAUCAUGAAUCUGAGUCAGUGGACGUUACAACAUGACAUCAACUGUAAACUCUCAUGUAGUUGCCUCACGUGGAAUCCAUCUUUCUCGAGGUUGCAUCCGCCCAUGAUAGCGGUCGGUAGCGAUGACACGAACACAAUGAACGGUGCGAAGGUCUUCAUUUACGAGUAUUCCGAGAGCAGUAGACGUUGGAUGAAAGCCGAGACGCUGUCGGGCGUUACGGACGCCGUUCACGACAUCGCGUUCGCGCCGAAUUUAGGUCGAAAUUUCCACACCCUAGCCAUAGCUACGAAAGACGUACGAAUAGUCACUCUGAAACCGACGGGGGACAGCACGCAGCACGGUGUGUCGCGCUUCGAGACGAACGUGGUCGCGCAGUUCGACGAUCACUACUGCACCGUGUGGCGCGUCUGCUGGAACUUCAUGGGAACCAUUCUAGCGAGCUCCGGCGACGACGGUUGCGUCCGACUGUGGAAGGAUAACUUUAUUAAUCACUGGAAAUGUAUUUCUGUGCUUAAGGGAGACGGUACUCCGGUCCAGGGUGCCGAGACCCCCGUCCUGGCGACACCGCCGAACUCGUCCACGCCGGCUCAGCAGCCGCUGUCUACCACCAGGGCCGUAAGCGCAGCCACAGUCACGGCGGAGAAGCCGAUAGCAGUAACGAUGUCCAGUAACAAGUGGCAACCGCCCGUAAUUAAGGGACGCUUUAGUAAAUCCGUGUGGCUGGGCAAUCCCAGCGAGCCGACGCCGCCGCCGCCGCCGAAUAUAGAAUACUUGAAGGCGAAGAAGUAAUUGCGGAUUAUCGCGAUUCGGACUGAGUCGGACGAUUUAGUAUUAUUCGGAGUACAAGCACGGCAUCCUUUAUGUCAGUUCUGAUUUUAAAUCGAUUGUGAUAACGCGUAAUCUCAGAGUAGUUUAUGCGCAGUUUAUGCGGAAUUAAAAUGCGAAAUUGUUUUUUCGGUCGUCUUGUCAAUUUGUCUUUCCAUAGUGAUAUGAUAUGUCCUGUGGAUCGUAUCGAUAAGCACGGAUUGUGAUAACGCAGUUGUUUGAUAUAUCGAGAGCUAUGUAUAUAUAUAUAUAUAUAUAUAUAUAUAUAUACAUGUAUAGACUUGAUUAACCAUGCAAUUGAUUUUCGGCGAAAUAUUUAUAUAUUUUUUAUACUUUCUUUUUUUAUUGAUUUCUCUAAGAUUAAGUGAUUUUACAUAAUUUCGCAUUGGCGAGGAAGCUCUCCUAUUUUUGUAAAAUUUUUUUGUUUCGAUACAUUAUUUCGAUACAUAUGUUUUUAGGAAUUUGGUUGAAAUUAUUGAGUUAUUUUUAUCUUCAAGUACUGCAUGUGUACGUUGAUUUUUGCUCGAGGGCGUUGUAACUGGCCAUAUAACGCUAAAAUUACAGAUAAAAUUACGUAAGCACGUGAUAUGCCUUUUCAAAUUUUGUUAUAUAUUUUUUUAAAUGUAUAAAUCGAUGAUCGGUACUUAUUGUACAAUGAAAAUAAAAUGUUUAGUUCACAGAA